Messenger RNA from Owenia fusiformis, 984 nucleotides. The record is from the annotation of a GenBank genome assembly. NCBI's taxonomy places the organism in Eukaryota, Metazoa, Annelida, Polychaeta, Sabellida, Oweniidae.
UUGGCAUUCUCCCAGGCAAAUAUCAGUACAAUCAGUUUCCGCUUUCCUACUUUCUGCUUAACUUGUGCUGCUGCUCCAUCAGCAGACUCAACAGGUUGCCUCAAGGGUGCAUCUUGUGGUCUAUCAGCAGGCUCAACCGGUUGCCUCAGGGGUGCAGCUUGUGCUGGUGGUCCAUCAGCAGACUCAACCGGUUGCCUCAAGGGUGCAGCUUGUGCUGGUGGUCCAUCAGCAGGCUCAACCGGUUGCCUCAAGGGUGCAGCUUGUGCUAGUGGUCAAUCAGCAGAUUCAACUAGUUGCCUCAGGGGUGCAGCUUGUGCUGGUGGUCCAUCUUGUGCUGGUGGUCCAUCUUGUGCUGGUGGUCCAUUAGGAGGCUCAUCCAGUUGCCUCAGGGGUGCAGCUUGUGCUGGUGGUCAAUCAGCAGACUCAACCAGUUGCCUUAUUGGUGCAGCUUGUGCUAGUGGUCCAUCAGCAGACUCAACCAGUUGCCUCAAGGGUGCAGCUUGUGCUAGUGGUCAAUCAGCAGAUUCAACUAGUUGCCUCAGGGGUGCAGCUUGUGCUGGUGGUCCAUCAGCAGACUCAACCAUUUGCCUCAGGGGUGCAGCUUGUGCUGGUGGUCCAUCAGCAGACUCAACCGUUUGCCUCAGGGGUGCAGCUUGUGCUGGUGGUCCAUCAGCAGACUCAACCAGUUGCCUUAAGGGUGCAGCUUGUGCUGGUGGUCCAUCAGCAGACUCAACCAGUUGCCUUAAGGGUGCAGCUUGUGCUGGUGGUACAUCAGCAGACUCAACCGGUUGCCUCACGGGUGCAGCUUGUGCUAGUGGUCAAUCAGCAGACUCAUCCAGUUGCCUCAAGAGUGCAGCUUGUGCUGGUGGUCCAUCAGCAGGCUCAAUAUUAAACAAAUACUGGAUGAUCAGGAGCUGGAUAUGGCAGAAUACCUAUUCGAGAAAAAAUAGUGGGCGAGGCUUGCCGCCUCGCCCAAUACAUUGA